GACAUGGAGUGCAGCAGCUCCGAGAGCUUUUGGAAGGCCUUCUGCGAGCGUGGACUCAUCCGUGCCACUUGCGCUGACAUCGCAAGGAAGGCGGAUCCCUCUGCCUGGGAGAAGAUUGACAAGCCAUUCUUCUUGAAGGAGAUGCCGAAGGAAAGUGACCCUGUUGAGAGUGCAAAGCCUCGUGCUGCUGCAGCGAUCGAGGAGGCUGACAGAGCCCCGGCUGUUUUCGAAACUCCUGAGAAGGCCGCAGCCCCCGUGCCAAAUGGCGGGGGCGGUGCUUUGGGUGCAUUGGGCGAAAUCAAAUGA
Molecule: messenger RNA, 306 nt
Organism: Cladocopium goreaui
Lineage: Eukaryota; Dinophyceae; Suessiales; Symbiodiniaceae
Source: the annotation of a GenBank genome assembly